GUCGUGACCUUUAGGCAAGAUGGCGGCUGCGGAGACGGCGAGUCGUGUGUGCGAAACGGACGGUUGUUCGAACCCCGCGCGGCUGCAGUGCCCCAAGUGCCUCCAGCUCGGCAUUCCCGGGUCGUUCUUCUGCUCUCAGGACUGCUUUAAGGGCAGCUGGGGUUCACACAAGAAGCUGCACAAAGUCGCGGCCAUCAAGACUGCAGAAAGUGCUGCUGCCCAGUCUCCACAGAAGUACAACCCCUGGCCUGGCUACAGGUUCACUGGCAAAGUACGGCCAUAUCCACUGAGUGCGAAGCGAGAAGUGCCUGACCACAUUCCCCGGCCUGACUAUGCAGACCACACGGAGGGGGUGCCCUCUAGUGAGCUUGCGCUGAAAGGCAGCACACAAAUCCGAGUUCUGUCAGACGAGGAGAUAGAAGGCAUGAGGGUCGCUUGUCGGCUUGGCCGGGAGGUUUUGGAUGCUGCAGCGGCGGCCAUCGCGGUCGGCAUGACGACAGAUGAGAUAGACAGAGUGGUCCAUGAGGCGAGUGUUGACCGGGAGUGCUACCCUUCUCCACUCAACUACUACACAUUUCCCAAGUCAUGCUGCACCUCUGUGAACGAGGUCAUCUGCCACGGCAUUCCUGACCUUCGACCCCUACAGGAUGGCGACAUUGUCAAUGUUGACGUGACUGUGUACCACAGAGGUUUCCAUGGAGAUCUGAACGAGACAUUUUUUGUGGGGAAAGUUGACGAGGCCAGCAGAAAGUUGGUCCGUGUGACGCACGAGUGCCUGACCAAGGCCAUCGAAGCAGUAAAACCAGGAGUGAGGUACCGAGAAGUGGGCAACAUAAUCCAGAAACAUGCGCAGGCCAACGGCUUCUCUGUGUAUCUGCCUUACUGUGGGCACGGCAUCAACCAGUUGUUCCACACGGCUCCCAGUGUUCCACAUUAUGCAAAGAACAAGGCUAUAGGAGUGAUGAAGCCUGGCCACACCUUCACCAUCGAACCGAUGAUCUCGGAGGGAACGUGGCGCGACGACACGUGGCCGGACAACUGGACGGCGGUGACGGUUGACGGGAAGCGGUCAGCGCAGUUCGAGCAGACGCUGCUGGUGACGGAGGUCGGCUGCGAGGUGCUGACCCGGCGCCGCGACAACGACGGGAAACCGCACUUCCUUGACAGUUAGCCGGCCUGGGGCCAGGCUUAGCCGUUACAUGUAGGGCUGUGUACCAGUCCAACAAAAUCUAAAUGUCUGGAAAAAUCAUGUCACCUUUACCCUUUUGUUUUAAACCACGGUUAGCGGGCCACUUCCUGGACGGUUAGCGGGUCUGAAGGGCAGCUGCCAGUUCUGUAGCUCGUUAAGUGGCUUGUUAAGUGGCAAGCCGACACAACCACUGUCACAUAUUCCCAACCACAGAUGUACAACUAUGGUUAGGGCCAUGUUUAGAUAUUUCAGAUGGCAGAUGGACAAGCGUAGUUAAGGCCAUUUUCAGAUAUUUCAAACAACAGAUGUACAACCAUAAUUACAACCGAAUAGCAAAGUUCUUCUUACCACAACCAUUUUAUUUUUCACUAGCCGAUGUUUCAAUGACCGUCUGUCAUCUUCA
Molecule: messenger RNA, 1592 nt
Organism: Branchiostoma belcheri (Belcher's lancelet)
Lineage: Eukaryota; Metazoa; Chordata; Leptocardii; Amphioxiformes; Branchiostomatidae
Product: methionine aminopeptidase 1-like
Exons: 12
Coding region: 20-1171 (383 amino acids)
Biological process (GO): proteolysis
Molecular function (GO): metalloaminopeptidase activity
Source: RefSeq, a predicted model, not a curated record